AUUUGCAUUGGAUCGGAUUGAAAGAUGACCGAGCUGCGGAGUGAGCGCAAAAAUGGUAAUUGGGAUCGAUUGUGGGGACCGUUUUUCGAAAGUUGGGCUGUCUUCAAGGCUCCCCACUCGAAUUCCCGACACAUCAUCGCCUACUGGACGCGGGACCAGCUGAAAGCCUUAGGUUUUUACACAAACUCUGAGGAGCGCCGUCUGCCGAGGGUUGUGGCCUGGCAAUAUUUUCUCUUGAUCCAACUAGCUACAUCCAUGGCAUCCCUGUUUUAUGGAGUCCGUGAAUCCGUCGGUGAUAUUGUCAAUCUGGGACGAGAUCUGGUCUUCAUAAUAACGACCUUAUUUAUUUGCUUCAGACUGGUGUUCCUAGCCCAAUAUGCUGAUGAAGUGGAUGCCAUAAUCGAUGCCCUCGAGGACAUUUACCAUUGGAGUGUAAAAGGGCCUGGAAGCAGGGAAGUGCAGGAAACCAAGCGUUUGCACUUCCUAUUGUUUAUGGCCUUGGUCGUUACUUGGUUUACCAUUCUAAUACUUUUCAUUCUGCUAAAAAUAUCAACACCUUUCUGGAUAGAAUCGCAGAUAUUGCCCUUUCACGUUGCCUGGCCCUUUCAACUUCACGAUCCCACGAAGCACCCGGUUGCCCAUUUCAUUAUCUAUGUAGCUCAAAGCACCAAUGUGCUGUACUUCAUGAUUUGGCUUGGUGUUGCGGAGAAUAUGGGUGUGUCCAUAUUCUUCGAGCUAACUUCUGCGCUCAGGGUUUUGUGCAUCGAACUAAGAAAUCUCCAGAAACUUUGCCUGGGCGACGAAGAUAUGCUAUCCAGAGAGCUAUGUCGAAUGAUCAACUUCCAUCAGCAAAUCAUACUACUUACAGAGCGCUGCAACCACAUUUUCAAUGGAGCCUUUAUCAUGCAAAUGCUGAUCAACUUUCUGCUCGUCUCAUUGUCACUUUUCGAAGUAUUGGCUGCCAAAAAGGAUCCCCAAGUGGCCGCCGAGUAUAUGGUUAUAAUGCUAAUGACUCUGGGACACCUCUCGUUCUGGUCUAAAUUCGGGGAUAUGUUUUCGGAGGAAUCGAAGCAAGUGGCUUUGGCGGUGUACGAGGCUUAUGACCCGAAUGUUGGAUCCAAGUCCAUCCACCGACAAUUUUGCUUUUUUAUUCAGAGAGCUCAAAAGCCAUUAGUCAUGAGCGCAGCUCCAUUUCCACCUUUUAAUUUGGAGAACUACAUGCUUAUUCUAAAGCAGUGCUAUUCAAUUCUGACAGUUUUGGCCAACACGUUGGAGUAGAUUUACUGUCUUUUAUUCCCAAUUUAAUCUCUCUUAACAUCCUCUGAUCAUUAUCAACAGAAACAUAGUUGGCACAUUAAUACACUUAAGGCUUUAUUAAAUCAGUCUCAAAAAUCGACCGUUUCGGGGCCACUUAAAGAAAGUUCUGCAAGGAGCCUGCAUUUUAUGCAUGCAACCCCAAAAGGUCGCCACUGCAACCGUUGCAACUUGCAAGACUGUUCCCAACCGUCCGUAGAUUGGGCUCAUAAAUUGCAAUUGUGUGGGGAGCGCUGGAAACUGGAAGCUGGUUUUCUUUCAGACCGCUGGAUGUUGGCUGUUGGUCGCUGGCGUUUGACUGCUCCGUCAUUAGCUUGAUUGAAUCUUAUUGUUGGCAAUUAACCUUCGCAGCGAUGGGGCCAAGCAUCUGGGGUCUGUGGGGCUACGAUCCUGACAUUCUGCAGCAUGGACGAGGCGAAUAACUUCAUUUGCCACGACAACAUGGCAUAACAUGUCAUCUUCCUGGGCCGCACUAAUUGCCAACGACAGGGAGCCCAAAUUAAUUAGCAAACGCCAACGGAUUAGGCCAAUAAGCAAUACUCGCAUUUGCAUGUGCACGAGCAGAAACCUGUUAGUUUGGGCCACGAAAAGUGAAAAGCUCACCGACUUAGCCUGGAUUUUGGGGGCACAGUAAGACAGUGGGCGACCACUAUAUGAUCUUUCCUAGCUGAAAUGUGCAUUCUGUUCAAAAUAUU
Molecule: messenger RNA, 2009 nt
Organism: Drosophila erecta
Lineage: Eukaryota; Metazoa; Arthropoda; Insecta; Diptera; Drosophilidae
Gene: Or65a
Product: odorant receptor 65a
Exons: 5
Coding region: 25-1278 (417 amino acids)
Biological process (GO): sensory perception of smell; detection of chemical stimulus involved in sensory perception of smell
Cellular component (GO): plasma membrane
Molecular function (GO): odorant binding; olfactory receptor activity
Source: RefSeq, a predicted model, not a curated record